Molecule: messenger RNA, 2906 nt
Organism: Gopherus evgoodei (Goodes thornscrub tortoise)
Lineage: Eukaryota; Metazoa; Chordata; Testudines; Testudinidae
Gene: DMGDH
Product: dimethylglycine dehydrogenase
Cellular component (GO): mitochondrion
Molecular function (GO): oxidoreductase activity; protein binding
Source: RefSeq, a predicted model, not a curated record
ACACUCGCUGACAGGGAAGGCAGCAGGACCGUGUUCGCUGGGGGGUGACUCCGUGUCCCCGCUCCCCACCCCCGCGGGCGGGGCGGGGCGGGGCGGGUCCGGCCCCUCUGCUAAGGGCAUUGGCCACUGGGGGUGCCGGAGGAGGCAGUUUUCCAUUCCUGCCGAGUGAGCCGAGCCAGCGAGGAUCCAGCACGCGCCAUGCUGCGGGGCGCCCGGCGGCUGCUCCCACCCCAGCUGCGAGGCCGAGAGCUCGCCUUACCCCGCCGGGCGCGCCCCCUUAGCACUGCGGGGCGGGAAGAAAAGCCAUCUUCUUUCUUGGGAACUAAAUGGAAAGAUACAGCAGAGACAGUGAUUAUUGGAGGUGGUUGCAUUGGUGUAAGUCUUGCUUACCACCUGGCCAAGGCUGGCAUGAAGGAUGUCAUUCUGCUCGAAAAAUCUGAACUGACAGCUGGAUCUACUUGGCAUGCAGCUGGGUUAACAACUUACUUUCAUCCUGGAAUAAAUCUGAAGAAAAUCCAUUACUACAGCAUCAAACUCUAUGAAAAAUUGGAGGAGGAAACUGGACAGGCUGUGGGAUUUCAUCAGCCAGGCAGCAUCAGAAUUGCUUCCACCCCUACUAGAGUGGAUGAAUUCAAGUACCAAAUGACACGAGCUCGUUGGCAUCCAACAGAGCAGUAUCUUAUUGGGCCUGAGAGAAUACAAGAGCUGUUUCCCAUAUUGAACAUGGAAAAGGUUUUAGCUGGCCUGUAUAACCCUGGAGAUGGUCAUAUUGAUCCCUAUUCUCUCACUAUGGCCUUGGCUGCAGGAGCCAGGAAAUAUGGUGCCCUGUUAAAUUACCCAGUCCAAGUGACAAAUCUGAGCCCUAGAUCAGAUGGGACCUGGGAAGUUGAAACUCCACAUGGAAUAAUUAGAACAAACAGAAUUGUGAAUACAGCAGGCUUCUGGGCUCGUGAAAUAGGCACAAUGAUUGGACUGCACCAUCCCCUCAUACCUGUUCAUCAUCAGUAUGUUGUCACAUCAACUAUCCCUGAAGUGAAAGCCCUGAAAAUGGAAUUGCCUGUGCUUCGUGACUUAGAAGGAUCAUAUUAUCUAAGACAGGAAAGGGAUGGGCUUUUAUUUGGUCCAUAUGAAAGUCAGGAGAAAAUGAAACUACAGGAGUCAUGGGUAACAAAUGGAGUCCCACCAGGGUUUUGGAAGGAACUUUUUGAGUCUGAUUUAGACAGAAUAAUGGAUCAUAUUGAGGCUGCAAUGGCAAUGGUGCCAGUCCUGAAACAAGCAGACAUCAUUAACACAGUUGCUGGUCCUAUCACAUAUUCUCCAGACAUUCUUCCUAUGGUUGGACCGCAUCAGGGUGUCAGAAAUUACUGGGUAGCAAUUGGCUUUGGAUAUGGCAUUAUCCAUGCUGGAGGUGUCGGAAAGUAUCUCAGUGAUUGGAUCCUAGAUGGGGAGCCUCCUUUUGACCUGAUAGAAUUAGAUCCCAAUCGCUAUGGAAAAUGGUCCACCACCCAAUAAGCAACAAAAGCAAGAGAGUCUUAUGGAUUUAACAACAUUGUUGGUUAUCCUAAAGAAGAAAGGUUUGCUGCGAGACCUACAGAGAGAAUCAGUGGGCUUUAUGAAGUGCUUAAAUCUAAAUGCUCAAUGGGUUUCCAUGCAGGAUGGGAGCAACCUCAUUGGUUCUACAAGCCUGGAGAUGAGAUUGGAUACAAACCCAGUUUUCGGCGCACAAACUGGUUUGAACCUGUGGGUCGUGAAUAUAAGCAGGUUAUGGAAAAAGUUGGUGUGAUUGACCUGACACCAUUUGGCAAGUUUAUUGUCAAAGGGAAUGAUUCAGUUAAACUGUUGGAUCACCUGUUUGCAAAUGUCAUUCCAAAGGUGGGUGCUACAAAUAUAAGUCACAUGUUAACACCGAGAGGCCAAGUCUAUGCUGAGCUAACCGUCUCUCACCUAUCUCCAGGGGAGUUUUUGCUGGUAACUGGUUCUGGGUCAGAGCUCCAUGAUCUGAGAUGGAUAGAAGAGGAGGCACUGAAGGGUGGAUACAAUGUUGAGAUUAAAAACAUUACAGAUGAGAUGGGAGUACUUGGCAUAGCAGGUCCAUUUGCACGAAAGGUUCUCCAGAAACUGACCAUUGAGGAUCUUAGCGAUUCUGCAUUUAAAUUUCUUCAGUCCAGACAUAUUAAACUUUCUGAUAUUGCUGCUACUGCUAUUAGGAUAUCCUAUUCAGGUGAACUGGGUUGGGAACUCUACCACAGAAAAGAAGAUUCUGCAACUCUGUACAAUGUUAUCAUGGAAGCAGGCCAGGAAGAAGGAAUCGAUGACUUUGGAACUUAUGCUCUGAAUGCCUUAAGGCUGGAAAAAGCUUUCCGGGCCUGGGGAGCAGAGAUGAACUGUGACACUAAUCCUCUGGAAGCUGGACUGGACUAUUUUAUCAAGUUGAACAAGCCAGCAGACUUCAUAGGAAAGCAAGCACUGAAGCAGAUUAAAGAAAAGGGGCUUAAACGGCGACUGGUAUAUCUCACCUUCGAAACAGCUAAUGUUGAUCCAGAGGGAAAUGAAAGUGUGUGGCAUAAUGGCAGAGUUGUUGGCAACACCACAUCUGGAAAUUACAGCUACAGUACCCAGCAGAGUCUGGCUUUUGCAUAUGUCCCCACAGAACUCAGCAAAGUUGGACAGAAGCUGGAAGUCGAACUGCUAGGAAAAAAUUAUUCAGCAACCAUUGUAGAGGAACCACUGGUUCUGACUGAACAAACAAGAACACGUCUUCAGAAAAAGGGUGGGAGUGCCAAGGUGUAAACCCAGAGGGAAGUUACAGUAAAUUCUCCAAUAUCAAUUAGUUUGACUUAUAACCAUGAAAUACAAGUUUCAGAGUGGUAGCUUGUGGCACCUUAGAUACUAACAAAUUUAUUUGG